UUGCUUAACGUACCUAAGACUCACUUGACUUGAAUUACCGGCCGGAGAGGGUAGAUCAGGAGAUGGCUGGCAGCAUGGCUCCGUUGGGAGUGAAGAAGGAGAGGGCGGCGGAGUACAAGGGGCACAUGACGUUCGCCGUCGCCAUGGCGUGCAUCGUCGCCGCCAUCGGGGGUUCCAUCUUCGGCUAUGACAUCGGCAUCUCCGGAGUCAACACCAUGGACCCGUUCCUCCAGAGAUUCUUCCCGGUGGUGUUCCAGCGGAAAAACUCGGCCAGCCUCAACAACUACUGCAAGUACGACAACCAGGCUCUCUCCGCCUUCACCUCCAUCCUCUAUCUUGCCGGGCAAGUCUCCACACUCGUGGCUGCGCCGGUGACAAGGAACUACGGCCGCCGCGCCAGCAUUAUCUGCGGCGGCAUCAGCUUCCUGAUGGGCGCGGCCCUCAACGCCGCGGCCGUGAACCUCACAACCCUGAUCCUUGGCCGCGUCAUGCUUGGCGUCGGCAUCGGUUUCGGCAAUCAGGCUGUGCCGCUCUACUUGUCCGAGAUGGCGCCGGCGCACUUGCGCGGCGGGCUCAACAUGAUGUUCCAGCUCGCGACAACGCUUGGCAUCUUCUCGGCGAACAUGAUCAACUACGGCACGCAGAAAAUCAAACCGUGGGGGUGGCGCCUCUCGCUGGGCCUCGUGGCGGCGCCAGCACUGCUGAUGACGAUCGGUGGGAUCCUCCUCCCGGAGACGCCAAACAGCCUCAUCGAGCGCGGGCGUGUCGAGGAGGGCCGGCGCGUGCUGGAGCUGAUCCGCGGCACCGCGGACGUCGACGCUGAGUUCACAGACAUGGCGGAGGCGAGUGAACUGGCCAACACUAUCACGCACCCGUUCCGGAACAUCCUGGAGCGACGUAACCGGCCGCAGCUGGUGAUGGCCGUGUGCAUGCCGGCGUUCCAGACCCUGACGGGAAUCAACUCCAUCCUGUUCUACGCGCCGGUGCUGUUCCGGAGCAUGGGCUUCGGUGCCGACUGGUCCCUCUACUCCUCCAUGCUCACCGGCGCGGUGCUCCUGUUCUCCACGCUUAUUUCCAUCGCCACCGUCGACCGCCUCGGGAGGAGGAAGCUCCUCAUCAGCGGCGGCAUCCAGAUGAUCGUUUGCCAGGUGAUCGUGGCGGCGAUCCUCGGGGUAAAGUUCGGUGCGGACAAGCAGCUGUCGCGGAGCUGCUCGAUCGUGGUGGUGUUCGUGAUCUGCCUCUUCAUGCUCGCGUUCGGGUGGUCGUGGGGUCCGCUUGGGUGGACGGUGCCGAGCGAGAUCUUUCCGCUGGAGACGCGGUCGGCGGGGCAGAGCAUCACGGUGGCCGUCAACCUGUUCUUCACCUUCGUCAUUGCGCAGGUGUUCCUGUCGCUGCUCUGUGCUUUUAAGUUCGCCAUCUUCAUCUUCUUCGCUGGCUGGAUAGCCGUCAUGACCGCCUUCGUCUAUGUCUUCCUGCCGGAGACCAAGGGCGUGCCCAUCGAGGAGAUGGUGAUGCUCUGGAGCAAGCAUUGGUUCUGGAAGAUCAUCAUGCCAGCAAUGCCGACGAUGCCGCUCGAGAACGGCUUGGGACCAAGUGACAUUUGUUAAGUGACUAGGUGAAUGCCCGUGCGUUGCUACGGGAUAUAAAAUAUACUCCCUCCGUCCGAAAUUACUUGCCAUAGCAAUGGAUGUAUCUAGAUGUAUUUUUAAUUCUAGAUAUAUCCAUUUAUAUCCAUUUAUGCGACAAGCAAUUCGGGACGGUGGGAGUAUUAAGAGAAGAUACACAAGGCAAUAAUCCAACUUUGUGGUGAUUACAUUCAAAUCCCACCUCCAUUAUGAUCAACGUGCACCCAAACAACACUGUUCCAGCCUGAUAGAAAAUAUAUUCGAAUGCAUCAAGCAAAUAUAUUUCUUUUCUUUUUGGGGAUGGGCAUCAACCAAAUGUUCACCAUGUCUUGUGACAAACAUAGGGUUGGCUCCAUUCCUCUUCUUGACCACUAUACACUCUCCAGUUCCUUUUCGUUGACAUCUUCAAACACACACUCCACUCAUCUCUUUUCCAUUCACAUCUCCUUAUACACCCUCCGCGAGUCAUUUCCUUUCCAUUUACUUCCAUGGCUCCCACCAG
This is a messenger RNA of Triticum aestivum (bread wheat), 2127 nucleotides long. RefSeq names its product sugar carrier protein A-like. The transcript is spliced from 3 exons. Gene Ontology annotation, cellular component: membrane. Gene Ontology annotation, molecular function: monosaccharide transmembrane transporter activity. Gene Ontology annotation, biological process: monosaccharide transmembrane transport. NCBI's taxonomy places the organism in Eukaryota, Viridiplantae, Streptophyta, Magnoliopsida, Poales, Poaceae. Bases 63 to 1607 code for a protein of 514 amino acids. The record is from RefSeq and is a predicted model, not a curated record.